This is a messenger RNA of Triticum aestivum (bread wheat), 2898 nucleotides long. Its product is annotated as receptor-like protein EIX2. The transcript has a single exon. Bases 1 to 2898 code for a protein of 965 amino acids. NCBI's taxonomy places the organism in Eukaryota, Viridiplantae, Streptophyta, Magnoliopsida, Poales, Poaceae. The record is from RefSeq and is a predicted model, not a curated record. Gene Ontology annotation, molecular function: protein binding.
AUGACUAAGCUCGCGCUCCUCGUUCGAGCAACUGCACUACUCCUUUGCUUCCUCAUCUCCCAAAUAGCGUCCACUUCCAAUGGUCAAGCGAGUGUAUCAGAGGCAUGCCUUAGCAGUGAGCGAGAUGCGCUCCUGUCCUUCAAGGCAAGCAUCUUUGACCCGGCUGGUCGUCUCUCGUCAUGGCGCCACGGCGACAACUGUUGUCAAUGGAAGGGAGUUCGGUGCAGCAACCGAACUGGCCAUGUAAUCAAGCUCAACCUCCGCAACAUCGACAUGGAUGCUGACGGCUUUCCGAUCCUAAACAGAUCAUUGAGCUUGUCAGCAGGAGAGAUGAGCUCCUCUUUGGCUACUUUGCAACACCUGAGAUAUCUUGAUCUGAGCUAUAAUGACUUCAACGCCACAAGCAUACCUCUUUUCCUGGGUUCCCUCGACAACUUAAGGUAUCUCAACCUCUCGUGGGCAUUUUUCUGCGGGACAAUACCUUCUCAACUAGGCAAUCUCUCCAAAUUGCAAUAUCUCGAUGUCAGUUGUAAUUAUAAUUGUCUUCAAGCAGUGGAUCUUGCAUGGUUGCCACGCCUCUCUUUGUUGAGUCAUCUUGACAUGAGCUUUGUGGAUCUUAGUUUUGUGAGGGAUUGGGUUCACACGGUUAACAUGCUCCCUUCUCUUAAAGUGCUUUGCUUGCACGAAUGUGGCCUUAAUAGUACUGUGCCUGCUAGUAAUUUACAUUCCAACUCCAACCUCUCGCACCUUGAGGUCCUUGUUAUGUCUGAGAACAACUUCUAUGCAUCACUCAAGCACAACUGGUUCUGGAAUCUUACAAGCCUCAAGGAGCUCUACCUCUCAUUUUGUGGCUGGAAUGGGUCCGUUCCCAAUGAACUGGGAAACAUGAUGUCGCUUCAGGUCAUAGACUUGAAGUGGAACAAUCUUGAGGGUUUGCUACCAAGAAAUUUAGAAAAUCUGUGUGAUUUGAAAGUGUUGGUAUUUGAUUUUAACAACAUUAACACUAGCAUGUCUGAGUUCAUGGAUCGAUUGCCAAGGUGCUCAUGGAAUACAUUGCAAGAGUUGUCAGUACAGUAUACAAAUAUGACCGGAAAUCUACCCGUUUGGAUUGGGAACAUGUCCAAUCUCAGUGUUCUUGAAGCAUCUGGAAAUAUGAUGACUGGCCCUCUACCUGUAGGAGUAGGAGAACUUGGUAAUUUGAAAGAAUUGGACCUAGGAUACAAUAACUUCGACGGUGUGCUCCUGAAAGAUCAUUUCACAAGUUUAGGUAAUUUAGAGAGUUUGUACCUCAACAACAAUAACUUCAGCGGUGUGCUCUUCAAGGGGCAUUUUGCAAGUUUAGGCAAUUUGAAGUUUUUGGACCUCAGCUACAACAACUUCAGUGGUGUGGUCUUGAAAAGGCAUUCUACAAGUUUGGGCAACUUAAAGUAUUUGGACCUCAGCUAUAAUAAAUUAAACAGUGUGCUCACAGAGGAAGAUUUUGCAGGACUAUUGAAUUUAGAGUAUCUAGACUUGUCAUACAACUCUUUGAAAUUAGCUAUCAACCAAAAAUGGGUUCCUCCAUUUAGAUUGAAGGUCGCAGGUUUUCGUUCAUGCCAUCUUGGACCUCAUUUUCCAGAGUGGCUCAAAUGGCAGACUGGCAUUGAUGUUCUUGUUCUUGGAAAUUCAAACCUGGAUGAUGUUAUUCCUGAUUGGUUCUGGUUGACAUUUUCCCGAGCUUCGUUCUUGCAUGCAUCGGGAAACAAGUUGCAUGGCUCAUUACCGGAAAAUUUACAACACAUGGCAGCUGACCAUAUAUAUCUCGGGUCGAACAACCUUACAGGUCAAGUCCCUUUGCUCCCAAUAAAUAUAGUCCGCUUGAACCUAUCAUCAAACUCUUUCUCAGGGGCAUUGUCUUCAGACCUGAAAGCUCCAUUUCUAGAAGAGUUGUUGCUUGCAAAUAAUCAGAUUGGAGGCAUGAUACCAUCAUCUUUAUGCCGAUUGGCUACUCUGAAACGGUUGGAUCUAUCAGGAAACAAGUUCACAGGAGAUGUUAUGCAAUGCUUCAAGGAGUUUGGUGCAAACUCUGAAAAUCAGUUUGGCUCCCAAAUGCUCAGUCUAGCCUUGAAUAACAAUGAUCUCUCCGGUGAAUUCCCCAAAAUUCUUCAAAGUGCAUCACAAUUAAAAUUCCUCGAUCUUUCAUACAAUAGUUUCUCUGGAGGAUUACCAAUGUGGUUACCCAAGAAAAUGCCCCUGCUGCAAAUCUUGAGGUUGAGAUCAAAUAUGUUCAGUGGCCAUAUUCCAGGCAAUCUCACUUCCCUUGCCCGUCUUCAUUAUUUGGACAUAUCAGGCAACAAUAUAUCAGGAAGCAUACCAUGGUCACUCUCAAACUUGAAGGCAAUGAAGACCAUAAUAUCCAAGGACACUACAGAGGAUUACAACUUUGAAGAGAGCAUUCCAGUAAUCACAAAAGACCAAAAGCGUGACUAUAGCUUCCAAAUCUACAAGCUAUUGGUGAAACUUGAUUUGUCCAGUAACAGUUUAACAGGACAAAUCCCAAAGGAGAUAAGUUUACUGAUUGCCCUCACGAAUUUGAAUAUAUCAAGCAAUCAGUUGACAGGAACAAUCCCAAAUCAGAUCGGUGAUUUAAAGCAUUUGGAAUCCCUGGACCUAUCAUACAACAUAUUUUCUGGUGCAAUCCCAUCAGGUUUGUCGGCACUAACUUCUUUGAGCCACUUGAACUUGUCAUACAACAAUCUAUCAGGUACAAUACCAUCCGGACCGCAGCUACAAACUCUUGACAACCCAGAAACGAAUUACAACUCGAAUAGUCACGUGAUUAACAUGCAUGCACAGAACCUACGCCAAGUCCUUUCUUCCUGCAUCAUACGCCCAACCUGCAUCAACCCGCGUCAGUGA